AUGAUAGAGACAAAGUCUGAACGUCAUUCUAACGCUUCCGCAGCUGCGCCCUAUUAUGGGGGCUUCAAACAUGUGGAUAAAAAGGGACCAGGCUUUUGUAAGUCUGCCAAUGUGGAUGCUUCAAAAAGGGGUUAUGGGUUUGAGAGAUUUAGCAUUUUCCUAUUUCUUGUGAAGACCUUGAUCUUUGUGAGUUUCGUCAUGCUGCUGCAGCUCUCUUUGCCUGGUGUGAGUGUGCACGAAGGAGGAGUACGUACCCAUUACGCCACCGGCAAUACAGCAAAAGGGAAUUACUACACACCCAAGGCAAGAGGCAACCGAAUUUUAGCCGAAUCCCUAAAAAGUUCAAACACGACAUUUGAAAAGUUGGAGCAGAACACAGUGGAUAAGAUAGAAAAUAUUUACGAACAGCUGACAAGAAGCAUCGCAUCAAAAAUAAUGGCAUUUAUUAAAAAAAUAGAUUUAACUUUGGAAAAAGAAAUUGCUAAGACGUUAAAAUAUAUCGAUACUGAGAAGGAUGAACCUGUUAAGUAUGGUUUAACUUUUUACGAAAAAUUGAAAAAAUUCUUUUCCGCAUUCAAGGUUUUUUCUACCCCCGUACUGGGUGCCUUUGCCGCCAUGAGUGCUUACUACUUUAAGGCCCAAGCCUUUACCGCUCUGGUUAGUUUGAGCAUAGCACUUUUGCCCUUCUUGUCUACGUUCUACUUGAUGUAUAAAGUAAUUAAAGUACGUGGUGAUAUGGCGGAAUGA
Molecule: messenger RNA, 747 nt
Organism: Plasmodium knowlesi strain H
Lineage: Eukaryota; Apicomplexa; Aconoidasida; Haemosporida; Plasmodiidae
Product: Plasmodium exported protein, unknown function
Exons: 2
Coding region: 1-747 (248 amino acids)
Source: RefSeq, a predicted model, not a curated record